AUGGCGGAGGGCGCGGCGCUGCGGGCCGUCAGGGAGCGCCUGGCCGCCUUCCCGCGGGAGGCCCGCGAGCUGGGGUGGUUGGAGUCCAUACCCUAUCUUGAUAGACCUCCGUCCCCACUGGAGUUUUAUCGAGAAUGGGUGAGUCCGAAUAAACCUUGUAUAAUUCAGAAUGCCAUCAGCCACUGGCCGGCUCUGAAGAAAUGGACCUCAGCAUACCUCAGGGAGGUAGUAGGUCCCAAGGUAGUGAGUGUGGCAGUAACACCAAAUGGUUAUGCAGAUGCGGUGUUUCAGGACCGUUUUGUCAUGCCAGAGGAGCGCCAAAUGCCUUUCAUGGACUUUUUGGACAUUGUGGAGAAGAAGGUGACCUCACCCAACGUGUUCUAUGUCCAGAAGCAGUGCUCAAACCUCACCGAGGAGUUCCCUGAACUUGUCUGUGAUGUGCAGCCUGACAUACCAUGGAUGAGUGAGGCACUUGGGAGGAAGCCUGAUGCUGUGAAUUUCUGGCUUGGGGAGUCGGCCGCCGUGACAUCUUUACAUAAAGAUCAUUAUGAGAACUUGUACUGUGUGAUAUCUGGAGAGAAACAUUUUCUACUACAUCCACCGAGUGACCGUCCCUUCAUCCCAUAUGAGCUCUAUCAGCCAGCAACUUACCACGUAUCAGAAGAUGGCACAUUUGAAAUUGUGGAUGAGAAGAGUGCAGAUAAGGUGCCCUGGAUCCCCCUGGACCCCUUGAACCCGAAUCUGGAAUUGUAUCCAGAGUAUGCUCAAGCAAAGCCUUUGCAGUGUACAGUGAAAGCUGGUGAGAUGUUAUACCUGCCUUCUCUCUGGUUCCAUCAUGUCCAGCAGUCACAUGGCUGUAUAGCAGUGAAUUAUUGGUAUGACAUGGAAUAUGACCUCAAGUACAGCUAUUAUCAGCUACUAGAUUGUCUCACAAAAGCUGUGGGAGUGUUGUAG
Molecule: messenger RNA, 954 nt
Organism: Indicator indicator
Lineage: Eukaryota; Metazoa; Chordata; Aves; Piciformes; Indicatoridae
Gene: JMJD7
Product: jumonji domain containing 7
Exons: 8
Coding region: 1-954 (317 amino acids)
Molecular function (GO): 2-oxoglutarate-dependent dioxygenase activity
Source: RefSeq, a predicted model, not a curated record